AGGGGGCUCGCGCCGCGCACGGGGCCGCCGCCGCCGCCGCCAUAGUGGGAGCCGCGGGACACUCUUAGAAUGGCCUGUGGAUGGUGAGAUACCUGAGGAGCUAAAUACAUGAAUCAGUUGGUGUAAGCCACUUGCAGGCAAUCCAUGUUAACAGUCACUGGCUCUGGUUGAGGAUUCAGAAUGGGAGACAAGCCUAUCUGGGAGCAGAUUGGAUCCAGCUUUGUACAACAUUACUACCAGCUUUUUGAUGCAGACAGGACUCAGUUAGGAGCAAUAUAUAUUGAUGCAUCAUGCCUUACGUGGGAAGGACAGCAGUUCCAGGGCAAAGCAGCCAUUGUUGAAAAACUCACUAGCCUCCCUUUCCAAAAAAUACAACACAGCAUCACAGCACAAGACCACCAACCUACACCUGAUAGCUGUAUACUCAGUAUGGUAGUGGGACAGCUUAAGGCUGAUGAAGAUCCUAUCAUGGGAUUCCACCAGAUAUUUCUAUUAAAGAACAUCAACGAUGCCUGGGUUUGCACCAAUGACAUGUUCAGGCUAGCACUGCACAACUUCGGCUGAGCAGCCCAUCUUUUUUUUUUUUUUUUCGUUUUCCUCCUCUCCUCUUAACUGGUAUUAUUCACACUCACGGAACAUUCCAAAUAUCAUACACAAACCUGCAGCACUGCAGAGCGUGAGCAAGCAAGACUUGUGACCUGCCCUUCUGCUGAGUUUACAUUGUCACUAGAUGAGUUUCUUGUGCAUGAUGUUUGGAAGUUAGACUUAGCUGCAUUUGAUAAGAGAAAUUUGUGUUGUACCAGCAUGCCUCGGAAAGAAUUUAUAAUGCAAAAGGUUGUUGUUUAUGUACUGACAAGAUGCUCUAUAACCCAAAGAAAUGAAAGAACAGCAGCCUGUACAGCCCAGUUAUUGAUUUGUUCAGAUGUUUCAAUGCUACAUUACACAAUAAAACAGAGAUUUUCUUAAAAGUU
Molecule: messenger RNA, 971 nt
Organism: Onychostruthus taczanowskii (white-rumped snowfinch)
Lineage: Eukaryota; Metazoa; Chordata; Aves; Passeriformes; Passeridae
Gene: NUTF2
Product: nuclear transport factor 2
Exons: 6
Coding region: 181-564 (127 amino acids)
Biological process (GO): protein import into nucleus
Cellular component (GO): nuclear pore central transport channel
Source: RefSeq, a predicted model, not a curated record